Molecule: messenger RNA, 1886 nt
Organism: Pelagomonas calceolata
Lineage: Eukaryota; Pelagophyceae; Pelagomonadales; Pelagomonadaceae
Source: the annotation of a GenBank genome assembly
AUGCAAAUAGACGCGCUCUGGUGCGCCUCCAUCGCCGCGCUGCUGGCACCGUUCACGUCGCUGCUCGUCGCCCACCGCACGAAGACCGGGAACCCGCCGACGCCGCUCACGGAGCAACUCGUGGCCGCGAUCUACCGGCGCGCGGGCGGCUACGGGUUAGCAGCACUUCCGUUCCUCACGAUCACGACGGGCUACGUCUACGUGUCGUCGCUCGACGCGUUCUUCAAAAGAGUGCGGCAACAAUGGAGUCCGACAACCUGAAGGCCUUCGCUGCGAAGGUCAGGCGAUCGUGGGCGGCUAGCAAGCCAAAACGCGACGCCGCGGCGCAGCGGCUGCGCCAGUCGGCCGAGGAGUUCUCGGUGAUUGUCGCGGACAGCGCGUCGGCGGCCGCCGCGUCCGCCAAGCGCAGCUGGGCCGAGGGCGCGCCGGCGCGCGCCGAGGCGGCGGCGCAGCUCCGGCGCACGGCGAGCGAGACGGUCGUGGCGAUGGAGCGCGGCGCGCAGCAGCUCGCGCGCGCGGCGCAGGCGGCGCGGGACGCGCGGCGGCGGGCGCGGAGCAGCCAGGUGCCGCCACGGCCGAGCGUCGCAGGGCGCCCCGCCGGCGCGGCGAAGACCGCGGCUGUUCUCAGGUUACGCCAGCGCAAGGGCGGCAACCGCCGCGGCGGCGGCGAGGCGCGGGGCGCGGACUACGCGCUGAACCUGUUAGCGUAUGUCGGCACGUUCGAGGGCAUUGCCUCCGCGCGGAGCGUCUGCCGCGGCUGGUACCGAAUUCUGGCCGCCGACGCGCGGGCGCAGGACCUGCGGCGCUUCGUCGCGCGGCACGGUUCCGUGACGCCGAAAGCGCGGCGGGCCUUGUGGCUAGAGUCCUGCCGGCUGUCGCCUUGCAACGUGGUCGACGCGGGCCUGCGGGACGCCUACGCCGACGCCGCGCGCCGCGGGCAGGAGGGCGAGUGGUGCGAGGCGAUCGACACGGACGUGCCGCGGACGCCAUUGGUGUUGUUGGCCGGUAUCGAGCGCAGUACGCUCGCGUCGGUGCUGCGCGCUGUCGCGUUCCGGCGGCCCGACGUCGGCUAUUGCCAGGGCAUGGACUACGUCGCCGCCAUCGUUUUAAGAGCAUUGCGCGAGGGCGGCGAUUCCGAGGACGACGCGCCGCCGCGCGCGUUCGCCAUGCUGGCGUGCCUGCUCGCGCGCGACGGCAUGCUGCGCGGGCUGUACACGCCAGGCUUUCCCGAGGUGCGGCGGCGGUCCUACGCGCUGUCGACGCUCCUCGCGGCGACGCGGCCCGAGCUCUCGGCGCACCUCGAGAGGAUCGGCGCGUGCGUCGAGGUCGCGGCCUUUGCCCCGUGGCUCCAGACGGCGUUCGGCUACCACGCCGGCGAGGCCUGGCCGUAUGAACUCGUUGCUCGAGCAUGGGACGUGUUCCUGGUCGAGCGGCACUGGAAGGUGUUUGCGCGCCUCGCGUUAUAUGUGGUGAUCGUGCUGCCCGACGGCGGCCCGCUGGAAGAGGUGAUGCCGCUCAUGCAGCGCCUGGAGCACGUCAAGCUGGGGGCCGACGCUGAUGCUGACGCGUCGCGGUUCGUGCUGGAGCGCGCGCUCGACCUCAAGGUCACGCGGGCGAUGCUCGACGCGCUCGGCGACGAGUUCGAGGCGCUCACGGCGCCGGCCGCGCCCGCGUCGCCGCCGCCGUCCCAGCCAUCCAGCCCGCCGCCGCCGCGAAGGGUCUCGAAGCCUCCGCUUCAUGCUAUCCCCGCCGCGCCGCAGUACUCCGUCCCGCCCCGCUCGAACCCGCCGCCGCGGACGGACGCGCCCGCGCGGCGAGACGUCCGGCGGCCGUCGCGGGCCCGAGCUUCGGGGCCGCCGUCGCCGCCGCCUUUCACUGAUCUAUGA